Molecule: messenger RNA, 1198 nt
Organism: Benincasa hispida (wax gourd)
Lineage: Eukaryota; Viridiplantae; Streptophyta; Magnoliopsida; Cucurbitales; Cucurbitaceae
Product: NmrA-like negative transcriptional regulator family protein
Molecular function (GO): oxidoreductase activity
Source: RefSeq, a predicted model, not a curated record
UCAUUCACGCUCUUGAUUUUAGAUUAUCCGGUGAAACAACCACUUACCGGCGGGAGAGAGAACGAAACAGCAAUUGCAAAUUCCAAACCUUCAAAUUGUUCAUCGUCGCCGGUGGAAUCUGCCGCAUUUAUCCGAUUCAACUCGAAAAUGGAGGAGAAGAGCAAGAUUCUGAUCAUCGGAGCAACAGGUUAUCUAGGGUUCCAUUUGGCUCAAGCCAGCUGCAAUUCUUCUCACCCUACAUUUGCUCUCAUCAGAGAUUCUACUUUCUCUUCACCUCACAAGCUAGACAAGCUCCGAGCUCUCUCCGAUGCCGGAGUUAAAUUCCUCAAGGGUUCUCUGGAUGACGAAGCUAGCCUUGUGGAAGCUGUUAAUCAAGUGGAUGUAGUCAUUUGUGCUGUUUCCUCUAAACAGGUGUUGGAACAGAAGCCUCUGAUUCGAGUCAUCAAACAAACUGGAUCCAUUAAGAGAUUUAUUCCAUCAGAAUUUGGACUUGAUCCUGAUAAGGUUCAAAUCUUAAAUAUGGAUUAUGACUUCUAUUCCCGCAAAGCUGAAAUUCGUCGGCUAGUUGAAGCUGAAGGCAUUCCGUAUACCAUAGUUUCUUGCAAUUUCUUUACAAGUUAUUUACUUCCUUCCCUUGUUCAACCAGGCAUGAAAAGCCCUCCAAGGGAUAAGGUGACAAUGUUUGGUGAUGGAAAUACCAAAGGUGUAUUUGUGAAGGUCAAUGACGUUGCUGCCUUAACAAUUAGUGCAGUGGACGAUCCACGCACAUUGAACAAGGUAGUUUAUCUAAGGCCUGAAGGAAAUGUUUAUUCCUUGAAUGAACUGGUGGAGAUUUGGGAGAGUAAAAUUGGGAAAAAGCUUGAGAAGAACUAUGUAUCAGAAGAGGAGCUGCUAAAGAAAAUUGAAGAGACUCCUUAUCCUGACAACAUGGAGUUCAUUUUCAUAUAUUCUGCAUUUAUAAAGGGAGAUCAAACAUACUUCGAUAUUGAGGCAUCAAAUGGCGUUGAUGGUUCACAAUUAUAUCCACAACUCAAGCAUACCACGAUUAGUGAGUUUUUGGACACCCUAUCGUAAUGGUUUCCAAAUUCUUAUUAGAUGUCUGUUCUUAUUAUUUAUAUCAUGGAUAGGUAUAACUUGUAACAAUAAUCUAAUAAACCGUAAAGAACCAGUGCAUUAAUACCAUUAAUUCAUUAAUAAA